GCCGCGUCUGCGCAGGCGCGACGUCCGCCGCUUGCCCCAAACGGGAGGGAGAGAGUGAGCGGGCGCGAGAAAGACCCCGGCGCGAGGCGCCUGCGACCCCAGGCCCUCGCCGCCCGCAGCCGCAGCGGCGUCGGCACAGGCCGCCGAGGGCCCCGCGGGGUCGUGCGAGGCUCCGGUGGCCGUCGUGACGGUGACCCCCGCCCCGGAGCCCGCCGAGAACUCUCAAGACCUGGGCUCCACGUCCAGCCUGGGACCUGGCAUCUCCGGGCCGCGAGGGCAGGCCCCGGACACGCUGAGCUACUUGGACUCAGUGAGCCUCAUGUCUGGGACCCUGGAGUCCUUGGCGGAUGAUGUGAGCUCCAUGGGCUCGGACUCAGAGAUAAACGGGCUGGCCCUGCGCAAGACGGACAAGUACGGCUUCCUUGGGGGCAGCCAGUAUUCGGGCAGCCUAGAGAGCUCCAUUCCGGUGGAUGUGGCUCGGCAGCGAGAGCUCAAGUGGCUGGAGAUGUUCAAUAACUGGGAGAAGUGGCUGUCACGACGUUUCCAGAAGGUGAAGCUACGCUGCCGGAAGGGGAUCCCUUCGUCCCUCAGAGCCAAGGCCUGGCAGUACCUGUCUAAUAGUAAGGAACUUCUGGAGCAAAAUCCUGGCAAGUUUGAGGAGCUGGAAAGGGCUCCUGGGGACCCCAAGUGGCUGGAUGUGAUUGAGAAGGAUCUGCACCGCCAGUUCCCUUUCCAUGAGAUGUUUGCUGCUCGAGGAGGGCAUGGGCAGCAGGACCUGUACCGCAUCCUGAAGGCCUACACCAUCUACCGGCCGGAUGAGGGCUACUGCCAGGCCCAGGCCCCAGUGGCUGCGGUGCUGCUCAUGCACAUGCCUGCUGAGCAAGCCUUUUGGUGCCUGGUGCAGAUCUGUGACAAGUACCUCCCGGGUUACUACAGCGCAGGGCUGGAGGCCAUUCAGCUGGAUGGAGAAAUCUUUUUUGCACUCUUGCGCCGGGCUUCCCCGCUGGCACAUCGGCACCUGCGGCGGCAGCGCAUCGACCCCGUGCUCUACAUGACGGAAUGGUUCAUGUGCAUCUUUGCCCGCACCCUGCCCUGGGCCUCGGUGCUGCGCGUCUGGGACAUGUUCUUUUGUGAAGGUGUUAAGAUCAUCUUCCGGGUGGCCCUGGUCUUGCUCAGACACACACUGGGGUCGGUGGAGAAGCUGCGUUCCUGCCAAGGCAUGUAUGAAACCAUGGAGCAGCUGCGAAACCUGCCCCAGCAGUGCAUGCAGGAGGACUUCCUGGUACACGAGGUAACCAACCUUCCAGUGACAGAGGCCCUGAUUGAGCGGGAGAAUGCAGCCCAGCUGAAGAAGUGGCGGGAAACCCGGGGGGAACUGCAGUAUCGGCCCUCACGGCGACUGCACGGCUCCCGGGCGAUCCAUGAGGAGCGACGGCGGCAGCAGCCACCCCUCGGCCCCUCCUCCAGCCUCCUCAGCCUCCCUGGCCUGAAAAGCCGAGGCUCCCGCGCAGCUGGAGGGGCCUUCUCCCCACCCGCUCCUGCCCGCAGAGCCAGUGCUGGUCCUGCUCCAGGGCCCGUGGUCACUGCUGAGGGACUGCACCCAUCCCUGCCCUCACCAACUGGCAAUAGCACCCCUCUGGGUUCCAGCAAGGAGACCCGGCGGCAGGAGAAGGAGCGGCAGAAACAAGAGAAAGAACAGGCGAAGCAGAGGCAGAAACAGGAGAAGGAGUGGGAGAGGCAAGAGAAGGAACGGCAGAAGUGGGAAAGAGAGCAGGAGAAGGAACAGCAGAAGCAGGAGAAGGAGCGGCAGAAGCAGGAGAAGAAGGGCCAAGGCCGGAAGCUUUCCUUGCGUCGAAAGGCAGAUGGGCCCCCCGCACCCCAUGAUGGUGGGGACAGGUCCUCGGCAGCCGAGGCCCGGCAGGACGCUUACUUCUGACUCUGCCUGGGGCUGGACUACACGGCCUCUUUUUCCCUCAGCUGGGAGCAGGCCUGGCCCAGGGUGCUCCCCGGCAGGCUGUCCCUUUCUGAGGAAAGCAGCUCGAUUCCCCAUCUCCUUGCCAGCUGCUGCUCCCCACACAGCCAGGACAGCCACAGUGCGCGGGGCAGCUGUGACCGACGCUGGAGCUCUUGCCUCCAGUCAGGCCCAGCUGGGAUCUCUGUUAAUCCUGCCAGUUCCCACUGGGGUCCCCUCCCAGGUGCUGUCCUGAUUGGCCUCUUGUCACCAGGUGACUUGGCAAUGGGCAGUUCGCAGAUUCUUACACUCCAGUGGCUCCCCUUGUGCACAGGUGGAGCUGGGUUCCUUUUCCCAUCUUCAGCCUCCAGCUUCCGGGCUAAGGCUUUCCUCAACCUUCUCCUGGACAUCUCUGUUGUAAUUAUGUACGGAGGACUAGGCUGGCCCACGUGGGGUGCCUGCCCUGUCGUCUGUCUUGGUUCUCCCACUGUCCGGCACUCCGAUUUAUUUAAGGGGACAUGCACUGAAAUAGGAAAUGUGCCCCACUUCCUGUCCCAUCCUCUGCCUGGUCUCCUUGCUCAUCCGUCUUGCUCUGUAUUCUCAGGCCUCCUCUGCUUUGUCUCACCAGGGUCCCCUCCUUUCAUCUUGUUCCCUUCUAACCCUUAAGCCCCCUCUGAGUAAGGAGCCUUCUGCGCUCCGCUCAGGGUGGAACCUGAUGUUUACAUUCUCUUCUGUCUCUGCCCUGUCCUGCGCGCUCAGAGGAACCGGAAAGAGAACCUGCUGUGUACCUGG
Molecule: messenger RNA, 2743 nt
Organism: Chinchilla lanigera (long-tailed chinchilla)
Lineage: Eukaryota; Metazoa; Chordata; Mammalia; Rodentia; Chinchillidae
Gene: Tbc1d10b
Product: TBC1 domain family, member 10B
Source: RefSeq, a predicted model, not a curated record